Messenger RNA from Gigantopelta aegis, 2078 nucleotides. RefSeq names its product complement component 1 Q subcomponent-binding protein, mitochondrial-like. The record is from RefSeq and is a predicted model, not a curated record. The transcript is spliced from 6 exons. Bases 27 to 845 code for a protein of 272 amino acids. NCBI's taxonomy places the organism in Eukaryota, Metazoa, Mollusca, Gastropoda, Neomphalida, Peltospiridae. Gene Ontology annotation, biological process: cytosolic ribosome assembly. Gene Ontology annotation, cellular component: mitochondrial matrix.
GCACGUUUUCCGAUAUUGCAUCAAACAUGGCAGCGAUCAUACGAAAGUGCGUCCUGUCAACUGUGUUGAAACAUUUUAACAAAGGCAGUGCACAUUUAUUAAAGCAAGGUGUACAGAAAGCACGUACACAAUGUUUUCACAGUGCAAAUGGAGUUCGCAGCAUCUGGCAAGUUAAUGGUUUGCUCACUGCACGUGCGUUUGCAGUGCCACAAACGUGGUCUGUCUGUAAACUUCACACCGAAGUGGACAGAGAAUUAACUAAGUUUUUGGACAAGGAAAUUGAGUUAGAAGAGAAAAGUGCUCAGACAAAAGUUGGUAUGCCUUCUAUCAAAGACUUUGAUGUUACCGCCGAUGGGUGUGACUUUACACUCAAGAAAAAGAUGGGAAAUGAAAAAAUUUCAGUGAUGUUCAACAUAAACGGUUCCGCCGAUGCAGACCAGCCAGUGGCAGGCUCACAGGAAGGGGAGGAUGUUCACAUGGUAUCGAAGCCGCCAUUUCGUGUGGAGAUUGACAAGGGAUCAGGAGAGAUUCUCGCUUUUCAGUGCAUGUUUGCAAAUACCGACGAAGUGGAGCCAGAAACGUCAGGACAGCCUGAAGAUGCCAUAGUUGACCUGUUUGAGAUUCAAGAUGUUACACUUCACAAGGGAGAAUGGAAAGAAUCUAUCUAUACAAUGUCAUCAGAAACCAUGGAUGGAAACUUGUAUGAUCUGUUGAUGGAUCUUCUUGACGAGAGAGGAAUCAACGACGAAUUCAUCAAUGAUCUGAUAGAAUUCAGCACAGCACAGGAACAUGACAAAUACCUGGAGUUUCUGAAAAACCUCAAUACAUUUGUGAAGAAAGACUGAUCGGAGGUCUCAGUAGACAGGACAGUUUGUGUUUCAGUGGAUACCUGUGUAACUUGUACAUGUGCCUGUUGCUAGGUUGCCUGUACCAUACGUGUUAAAUUUGUAUAUGUGCUUGUUGCUAGGGCGCCUGUACCAUACGCGUUACAUUUGCAUGUUGUAUCACAGUAGACCUGUAAAACGAAUCUUGGUGGGAAGCAAGUGCUUCCAUGGUGAGGAUGUAUGAAUCAGAAACUGGAAUUUUUAUAUUUCUGCUAUUCAGAAAAAGUAUAUUGCAGUUAUCAUUGCUUUUCAUAUACCAUUUGUAAAAAAAAAAAAUUGAAUUUUUUUCCACAUGUGUAUCUCGAUUUAUGCAACAUUAAAUGCAUCCAUUUUCAUUUUUCUUCAGUUUUUAAAAUGCCUAGUAUGACAGGUGAUAAAAUAAAAUUUAACUUGCCAACAGUGUUACACCAGGGCCCUGUUUUACAAAGCGAUUUUAGCGCUAAGAUCACCUUAAGUGCAUUAUAUAGCCAUGUACUUAAGGUGAUCUUAGCGCUAGGAUCGCUUCGUAAAAAGGGGCCCUGAACCAUAGGGUUUGUGUAAUGUGAUGCUUGUGUAUACAUUUUGAAAUAUAAUUUAAUAACUUUUUUUUAAUUAAUGGGUUAUAUCAUUCCUACUGUUAUAUUUUCCAAGCAUAACGUCAUCACUGUGUAUGGCUUAUAAACAGGUCUAAAGUCAUUUAGAGCUUGUUUACAAUAUCCAGGUUUUUUAACAGAAUUUUUUUAGCAAAAAGUAUUAGUAAUUUAUAGCUGUCGUCCACUGACUCAUUUCCCCAAACUGAAUCAACCAUGCGAUGUGAGAUAACAUUGCUUGGGAGACAGAAUAUUUGGGGUCAUCGUAAGGCCCUUUGACAUGAAAUGAUUUCGGAAUUCCAAAUUGGAAUCCAGCUUUUCAUCACACGAUGCAUGGUCACGACGGUGUGAUUGGGAAUCUGUCGCCUGAUUAGUAGUGGAGGAUGGCCAUUAGUCGCAAUGUACCUUUUUUAAUGAAAGGUUACUUACUGAAGUGAUAACAAACUCAUUUACUAAACUUCUUGGUACAGACCUGUAUUCUAAGGUCCAACUUUUUAAUCCACUUUUUUCAUUACUCUUACUCCAACACAUUUUUUGUCUUCAUUUAUAUACUGUGGUACAGACAAAACUUGUAUUUGUUUUUCAUUAUACAUGUAUUAGAUAUAGUUAUAAAAUAUUAAAGUUG